Messenger RNA from Caenorhabditis briggsae, 375 nucleotides. The transcript has a single exon. The annotation marks the transcript as partial. The record is from RefSeq and is a predicted model, not a curated record. NCBI's taxonomy places the organism in Eukaryota, Metazoa, Nematoda, Chromadorea, Rhabditida, Rhabditidae.
AUUCCACCUCCACCAGCUCUGAUUCCACCUCCACCAGCUCCGAUGCCACCUCCGCCAGCUCCGAUUCCACCUCCACCAGCUUCGAUUCCACCUCUACCAACUCAGAUUCCACCUCUACAAGCUCCGAUUCCACCUCCACCAGCUCCGAUUCCACCUCCACCAGCUGUGAUUCCACCUCCACCAGCUCCGAAUCCACCUCCACCAGCUCUGAUUCCACCUCCACCAGCUCCGAUCCUCCGAUUCCACCUCCACCAGCUCCGAUUCCACCUCCACCAGCUCCCAGAGCUCCAGGUCCGGCACCCAGAACUCCGGCUCCCAGGGCACCGGCUCCCAGAGCUCCGGAUCCCAGAGCUCCAGCUUCGGCUCUCUAGCUGA